Exaiptasia diaphana is the source of this 3011-nucleotide messenger RNA. RefSeq lists its product as uncharacterized. The transcript has a single exon. Bases 388 to 2469 code for a protein of 693 amino acids. Lineage: Eukaryota; Metazoa; Cnidaria; Anthozoa; Actiniaria; Aiptasiidae. The record is from RefSeq and is a predicted model, not a curated record.
GUCCAUUGUUUGCAACUACAAAGACACCUGAAUUUAAUUGUUACCAAAACAAUAUCUACUAUCACAGGGACAUGACUAAAACAUUUAUUGUACCAAUAACUAAUGGGCAAUAACUUGAGAUUUGACAACAMGGUACUAAAUUUUCCAUCGUUGAUCGAUGACGGAAUAGCUCCCAUCACGGCACUAAAAAUUCAUAUCAAUUGACUAUUGUGACAGCCAUCAGAUGGGUCAAUGAACACAUUUGAAUUUCUAAUAUUUGCUUGACACUGCAUCCUGUAGUGAUAUUAGAAAAGAAGCCACCACACCAGCCAAGAAACUAUGAAUACGCUCCAUAGACCAGUGAUUUUAUGCAAAAUCGCCUUCCUAGUCGACUAUCUGARUGAUUAAAUGGAGUUCGUGGCUGCCAAGUCGAUCGUUUUGCACCUCUCUGCUAGCGUGAUAAUAUUGGUUUUGGGAAUUUGCGCCGAGGAUUCGAGAAAUACUACAAUAUCCCAYAAACAAUCUCUCUGCGUUUUCCCAGAAUUUCUUCAAACUAGCUGUUCUCCGUCGUCAAAAAUCUGUGAAUGGACUUUUGGUAAAAGGGUUUCAUUGCCACUUGAAGAACUGUCUUCUCCGCAGUCUGCGUUUCGAGCAGUUAGAGGCACUACAAAAUUGACAUGGAAAGUAUUGAACUCUACGAUUUUUGCCAGCGUUUUACAAGAGUCACAGCCUMGUACAAAAACAGUGGUUCGUGAAUAUCAUUGUUUAGAAAAAUAUUCUGAGGGUAAUGAUACGUUUAUUAUAUCGAAGAAAGAUCUAUCGGCAGACCCUGGCCAUGAUAUCAAUAACAACUUCAAUUGUAUUCGAUUUUUGUCGAGAAGUAGCUUAGUAAUACAGUACAAACUAGGGUCAUGGGUGCACAGUAUUCAGAACGUUUCCUGUCUAGAUAACAAUACAGUUUUGCAAGCGCACCCUUUGAUUUCAGAUCGUUAUUUCGGGAUAUUAGACUGCCCUCAGGAUCUUCGGGGAGGUUUUGAGAUAUUGCACAUAUACGAUGCCUCGAGGAAAAGACUAUGCUACUAUUCAAGGGGUGACUACGGCAUUUUAGAAUCCGAUUGCCUCGAAAAAGAUGGACUAAUAAUCGACUUUCGUAACACCCACAAUUGUACAAACCCCGAACUAGGAAAUAGCUAUCCRCGAGAACUAAAGUUACAAUGUCACAGUCGACCAUGGAUCGAAAGGAAUAUGACUUUUGUUAUGGCAUCACGACGCGCAAGGUGGUUGUAUGAAUACGAGAAGACGACUUUUCAUUGUCUCAUGUACAGGGCAAACCAUAGUCAAGGCGAAUUCGAUAUWUAUUUAAUAAAUGAGCCAAAAUGUGGACGAUUUAUGGACGAUGGACAUUUUGAUAAGUCCGAUGCUUUAGUUCUUCGUGUUCGUCGUAAAACGAGCGGCCGAGUUCAAAARUCUUCAUUAUUAACAGACAGGUGCAAUUUCCCUGUUGAGAUAGAAGGGUUGUGGCUGGAGGAGUCAAACCGCCGUUUAAAAACACUACAAAUUAACCAAGRAACCAUAAAAUUUCAAUCGGGAGACACUUAUCAAUGUAAAGAAAGGUUUAUUUUCAAGAACAAAUACUUAGGUUGCGAUCGAGGAGAAGACCGCUGGCCACUACAUGGCAGGAUUGGAUUUUACUACGACGAUUACACGCUAAUCAGUGAGUUUCAAAAUGGCUGCCGUCCAAGAAUUACACGACUCGGRUUGUCAGGARCAGUUGAUAAUCAMGYYCUAGUCUAUAGACUUUCUCAGAGUGAGCCAAUGGUUGACGAUGGGAGAUCUGCKCAGGAUUACUAUSAUCAYGAAGUAUUAAAGCGACUGUGURCAAUGAGUUACCUGUAUAUGCAAGAYCCYUACCCCUAYUGGGGUCGAAAUAUUGAAAAGAUUAUUCACAGACCAACACUGUCACCUCAACCMAUCGAAAAGUGCUCUUUAGUGUUUAAUAGCCGUCACAAUCUUUUGUCCACAGUUGCGGUAACACAUUCUUCGGAAUGCAACGGGGUGUCGUCUAAAAUUUAUUUCGGCUGCCAAGAAUCACGGGRUACACCCAAGAACAUUAAGAUUGUCUAUAACACAAACUGCCUAAAGAAAKAMCUUAAAUUCCAAUGCAUUGGAAGAGCUUGGAAAUUCGGGCACUUYAUUUUGCUACGUGACAUUACCACUCAACGACUGAAUUGCGUUUGGUUUGAUAAGAAAAGUAAGUCAAUCCUGAGGCUGGAUUCUCCGCAGUGUUCUGAAGUUGAUUUCGGUCAGCUACCUGGCCACGCAGACAAAUYUUCAGAGAGAUUUCAAAUCAAGUACUUUGAAAGAUGCCCRGAUGUCCCUGAUCCAACAGUACGUGCUAAAAUUGCUGUAAGCAGUAGCAAUGCGGAGCUGUUUCAUAACAUAUGGAUGAUUGCCAUAGCCAUACUUAUAAGUACUUUGGUAGCUCAUUAGAACAGAAAGUGUAGCAGUCUAUUUCGCGAAUUUCGGGAAAAAUCUUUUGCAAAAAAAUAGUUUAAAAAAAAAACGUGAUUGUGUUCCCACAACCUCCCCUCAUUUUUUGCAAAUGUUGUUUGUCRCCGAAAAAUUGCGGCGAAAUCGCAAGGGUUGAGCAAUACUAAGGAACUUGUGUACACCUUGCAAUGAGGAAAUGGGUUACUAGGAUGUUCCAUUGCAGAAGAUUCGUGUAGCAUGAUUGAUAAUUUUACAUAGAUCUUGAUUGGUUUUUCUAGGUUUUAUAUUAAAAAGUUUAGUCCAUAAAUAUAGUUAGGUUGAGCCAAAUUCGCGUUUUUGUAGUGUUUCUGUGACGUCAGUUUGCAUAAUUGUACUUUCAUAACUUAGAAGAACGCUACUACACAAGUGAGGAGAUUAUAUACAAUGCUAACAGACUGAAUUCAUUUGCGGUGAAUUCAGCUCAAACCAUUUAUACGAAUGCAAUAUAAUACUUAUAGUAUACUCAGGAAUAAAKUUAGAAUAUGAUAAUUUAUGAUUUAGAA